Pocillopora verrucosa is the source of this 1313-nucleotide messenger RNA. Its product is annotated as zinc finger CCHC-type and RNA-binding motif-containing protein 1. Lineage: Eukaryota; Metazoa; Cnidaria; Anthozoa; Scleractinia; Pocilloporidae. Gene Ontology annotation, molecular function: RNA binding; zinc ion binding. The record is from RefSeq and is a predicted model, not a curated record. Gene Ontology annotation, cellular component: U12-type spliceosomal complex. Gene Ontology annotation, biological process: mRNA splicing, via spliceosome.
CGAACAUUCCACGAAGAUUAUCGUUUAGCAUUUAAGGUUUAAUCAGUUUGAAGCAUGGCGAGGGGCGAGGUGCUUGCUAUUGAAUUGAGUGAAAUGACUUCGAAAAGUUGUUGAUAUGAGCGGAGGGCUAGCACCAAGCAAAUCUACAGUAUAUGUUGGAAACUUACCUUAUUCCCUCACAAACAAUGACUUGCACAAGAUAUUUGAGAAGUAUGGAAAAGUUGUGAAGGUGACAAUUCUUAGAGACAAGGAGACAAGAGAGAGCAAAGGAGUGGCAUUUGUGUUGUUCUUGGAUCGGCAGACAGCACACAAGGCAGUGGCAGCAGUCAACAAGAAACAGAUGUUUGGUCGCACAAUAAAAUGCUCCAUCGCAAAUGACAAUGGACGGGCCACAGAGUUCAUUAGAAGAAAGAACUACCCAGACAAGUCACACUGCUAUGAAUGUGGGGAAUAUGGACAUUUAAGUUACCAGUGUCCAAAAAACAUGCUCGGAGAUAGAGAGCCUCCCCUAAAAAAGCAAAAGAAGAGGAAGAAGCAAGACGAUGACUAUGAAGAAGAUGAAGACGAGGAAGAAGAAGAAGAAGAUGCUGGUGAAGACCCCUACGAGUUCAGCUUGAGUGCUGUUAUCGACGAGUGCGCUAGAAUGGCUUCUAAAGAUGAACCAUCCAAUCAGAGUAGUACUUCUACCGGAGGCGGCAGCGCUAAAAAGCGCAAAAUUGUACAGAGUUCUUAUUUCAGUGACGAAGAGGACGAGGAUUAGAAACAACCUUCUCCUUACUUCCUCACAAAUCAUUACUUCAGACUAAAGAGAAACUCAAGAUGUCGAAUUGGAAGCAAGAAGGUUAUUCUACGCCAACGCUACUAAGGAGUGAUGGACAUCUUCCUGUGGUCACCUGUAAUACUAGAGGAAUCCCGCCAUGUUAACAGCGCGUGCAACACCGAGUGAGAUGUGUCGCCAAGAAGCACUGACCCUUUCUCAGAGUACACUCGGACAGCGGAGUCACAGAAAGACUGAGCAAGGACUGCUCGCAAAGUAGUGAACAUGUAUCGUCAUAGUUUUUCGAUGCUCGAACCAAUCUAAACUUAUGUUCAUCCUUUUUAUUGCUCAUCACGAUUACCACAAUGAGCCUUCUCUGCUUAAUAAUACUUUCAUAAGUUUUCGCCUUGAAUUCAAUUUUACAACACUGUUGGAUACCUAAAGGUAUUUACAACUAAGUGUUGCUUGUCAGUGCAUUCUUUCAUUAUUAAAAUGUUUUUAUUGCUCUUCAGGCGUCGAGCACAAGAAAUAAAUUAAACUGCAAUAAACUGUUUAA